Molecule: messenger RNA, 1729 nt
Organism: Maniola jurtina (meadow brown)
Lineage: Eukaryota; Metazoa; Arthropoda; Insecta; Lepidoptera; Nymphalidae
Product: retinol dehydrogenase 11-like
Exons: 1
Coding region: 215-1156 (313 amino acids)
Source: RefSeq, a predicted model, not a curated record
GUCAGUAGAGCAACCGAGCCUGCAAUAUUUACACAAAAAAAAAGAAUUGACUGAUUAAUAGUAAUUAUUUAUUAAGUACGUCUUCGGUUGCGUUAUAAGAUGACGUAUGAAUUAUUUAUAAUUGAUCGAUCUCAGUAGUUACUAUUGUAGUUAUAUCUUAGAUUAAGGACUAUAGUUAUAGUGAUACUCGUAGCUCUGAGCGAUAUCACGCGCUAUGUUACUGGUGGCGUUUAUUGUCAUAUUGAUAAUAAUUAAAUUCGUGAUAAUUAUUUGGACUUAUUGCAAAGUAUCGAGUGGAAAGUGCAAGUUCAGUGGACAUUUAGUCGGAAAGGUGGUGAUAGUGACCGGUGCUAAUUCAGGAAUAGGCUUUGAAACAGCAAAAGAUCUCGCUCAGAGAGGAGCUCGAGUCGUUUUAGCCUGCAGGAGUUUACAACGAGGAGCAUGCGCAAAGCAAAUAAUAGAAACAUCUUCGGGAAACAAAGACGUUCGUGUUCUUCAGCUAGAUUUAGAAUCAUUCACAUCAAUCAGAAAAUUCGUCGAUAGUAUUUAUGAAACCGAAAAACGACUAGAUGUAUUGAUAAACAACGCAGGAAUGUAUGUGACUGAUAAUAAAAAGACAGACGAUGGAGUGCUUCGAGGAAUGCAAAUCAAUUACUUUGGACCAUUUCUUUUAACUUCACUUCUACUGCCAUUGUUACAAAAGUCUGCCCCGAGUCGCAUAGUCAACGUUUCAUCGUUUCUGCAUACACUAGGAAGAAUCGAUUUUGAUAACUUAAAUAUGGAAAGCUGCAAACACCAAGUUUAUCGAAAUGCAAAACUCUGCACUGUGCUAAUAACUACAGAACUAGGACGGAGACUCAAAGGGACAGGAGUUACGGCGAACUGUUUACAUCCUGGUAUUGUUAACACGGAAAUGAUAUCUAAUCUUAAUAAUAUUUUAAUAUUGGCAGUUUUAAGGUUAUUUCAAUCAUUUUUUAAGAAUUCAUGGGAAGGAGCUCAAACUUCUAUAUAUUUGGCUGUGUCGCCUGACGUUGAAAAAGUGAGUGGAAAGUAUUUUAAAGACUGUCACUUAGCAGAACUCACACCCAAAGCCCAAAAUAUAGAUGUUGCUCGUAAAUUGUGGGAAGUCUCAGAGAAAAUUGUAAAAUUAAAAUAAGAAUUUUUAAACAUGUUUUUCUUCCAUCUCAGAUUAUGAAUAUAAUUUUAUUUUAUUUUAAUUAGAGGACACUAAUUGGCAUGUAGGUUCUUCUUUAGAUCGCCCGCAACUAGGUACUAUAGAUCAUAUUAUUUAGUACCGCUAAUGGCUACAUAAAAAAUUUUGGUUACGGGCUAAUAACUCCAAAAAGCGACAGAAAAAAAAUACCUACAGGAAGUGUCAAAAUUAGGUAAUGAUAUAAUUUUUUAAAUUUUUGUGUCAAAUAUCAUAUCAAUAGUACCUACGGUUUUAGUCAUUAUUUUAAAGGUUAAACCUUGGUUAACCUUUUAAAUGCACCGGGUGAACCAUACUUGUUAUGACAGUUGACCCAUCGUGAGAAGUAAUUUUGUACGGACUAUAGGAUUCUUGAUACGAUGUGGAUGUGACUAAAUCAUAAAGCUCAUCAAUCAAAGGCUAAACAUUAUGGAACGUCAUACAUAUUAUGACAUUAAUCAUUAUUUUGUCUCUGCAGCUGCCAAUAUUUGAUCACUACUCACUAUGCGUUGAAUUCAGGUUGAAUCUGAAUAUUUGUCU